AUGUCACCGCUUCCCACUGGCAAAGACGCAAAGGAGCAGGCGCCAAUCGCACAGUCCUGGCACCACUACGAGCAAACGGCCGACUCUUGGAAGAUAGUCGCGAAUCAUGAUGUGAACGAUCCUCCAACGACCAUUCCUAUGGAUAUUGAGGCUAGUCCUCGCUUGGUUCUCGCCACGUGGAAUGUGAGGGCCAUUUCCCCCGAACCUGCCCGCCGCAUCAUCACAAUUCUCGAGCAUCUCAUCAACCACGCACCCUCACCAGAUAUCAUCUUCCUUCAGGAAGUAUCGAGAUCGAUGCUGAAUGCUUUAUUGACCAACGACAAGGUUCGCGAUGGAUGGUUUUCUAGCGAAAGAAACACAAGAAACUGGAUUGGCACUCCUCUGACAUCUUUCGCCACCAUGACUCUUCUCUCAAAGGCUAAAUUUGGCCACGUCGGUAGGGCAGCCCUCGUUGGUCUCGGACGGAUUUCGCGCAUCAAAUAUCGAUCAAUUUGGAGACGGGAUGCGUUGUGCAGCGAGGUUUUCAUACCAUCACGGCGACCAAGCACUCCAACAGGCGCAUACGAGCGACUACAGCUUGUGAAUGUGCAUCUAGACUCUCUACCUAGCGGGGCAUCAUGCCGCCAAACUCAACUCAAACUCAUCGGGUCGCUUUUGCACGAUGCCGGUCACGGGUUGGUAGCGGGAGACUUCAAUCCCGUCUCUCCUGAUACUGAUGCAGGUUUGGUAGAAGAGAAUGGCCUCCUCGACGCUUGGAAAGAGUUGAAAGGCGAGGAGCAUGGGUACACAUGGGGAGUCGACGGGACCGCACCGUUCCCUCCGAACCGGCUGGACAAGGUCGCAAUGGUGGGAUUGAGGCCAAUUCACAUUAACGUCUUGCAUCCAAUGCAGAUACUCUUGCCUGGUGAAGACAAUCCAACAUUGAGUCUGGGUCUCACCAUGGAGCAUCUUCCGAUUCCGCGCGACCCAAUACGCGGGCAUCCGGCCAUCCAGUUGGGCACCAAACAGUUUCACGAACCUGGAUCUUUCCUCGACUAUCCGAUGCAGCAUGGCGGCGUUCUCGAUGCGCAGUAUCCACAUGUUCCCACACAAGCUGAUGCCCUGCAAGGACGGUUCACAGCCGGAAUAUCGCACAUGCAGGUCAUCGACUACUACCAAGGCUGGUUGUUCUACUCUUUGAUCCAAGAGUUUCUGGGAAAUUUGUACCAAUGGCAGAAUUACACGUCUUGGAGUUACGAUGAUCAAGGAAAACUCAACACCAUUACCCUGUCGACUCGGACGUUGCAUGAGGACCUGGCAUCGUUGCGAGCAAGUGGUGCGCUCGCCUCUAUUCGACCCGGCGAUGAGCAGGAAAAGCAUCUCAAUGAAUGCUUGAAUCAAGCGUUUACGGCCUUUGACGAGAUCGAGUUGAGGUUCCCAGGCUUCCCGACGGCCUUUGCCGAAGAAACUUUGUGCCUGGCCAGCUUGGGUGAGACACUGGAUUCUGCGGUCCAGACUGCCCUUAUCCACGGACCAGUGGACAGUGAGUUACACACCCUGAUAUGCCAAGCGGAGCUCAGGGGCCGCCGGCACCGUCCAGAUAUUGGAGUGAAGGCUGAUGAGACCGCUCAUGUAGAAAUGAACAAGAGUAUACAGCACUUCCCAAAGUCGGCCAAACGCCCCUGGUUUUCCAAGGUCGCCCCUCUGCUGGAUUUGUCCACGGGAGAAGUUAAGCUUGCAAUGAUCAAGGCUGGAUGGUGCCCUGGUGAUAUUGCCAAGAUUAGCGACAGCUUUGACACUAUUGCCGCCUUCUACUACCUUAGCAAGUUCAAGGCGGAUCCGACCGUGGUGGACUUGCACAAAGAAUGCGACCAGUAUGGCUGCGGCCUCAGAAUACCGGCAGAGCCCAAGCACAUGAGUGAAGCUUGUGACUGUCCCGGAAUGGUUACAUUCGAUGAGGAAGAUCUCAUCAAGAUAUAUCAAAAGGGCAAUGUUCCUUGCUUUUGCAUUGGAAGGCUUGAGGACGGCAGCUUGGGGAUCGGUCUGACUUCCUGCAGCAUCGACGAGGAGUCCCAGAAAGAUCCCGACAAUCACUUCGUCGCGCUUUCUCAUGUAUGGUCAGAGGGUAUGGGCAAUCCGGCGGCCAACGCCUUACCCUUUUGCCAGCUGGCUUACGUGCAACACUGGGCCAUGAUGGCCUAUCAAGCUGUGGAGGAGAAGGAAGAAGAUGAUCCCAGGAGCGGCACCGGUAUCGUGAUCCAUACGAAGCCAAAAAUACGCCAGCUCAACAUUUGGAUUGAUACCAUGUGUUGUCCGGCGACUCCGGGAUACGGGAAGAAUCUCUGCCUUUCCAUGAUGCGUGAAAUCUACUCGAAUGCCUACGUUGUCAUGGUGAGAAGCGCGGUGCUCGAAGCUAUGGAACUCGGCGAUAUUGUACGGGAACCUGCCAAAGGGGUGAUGGACGUCGCCGCGCAGGUUUAUCUGUCUCCCUACAUGCGCAGGAUGUGGACCUUGCAAGAAGCCGUUUUAGCAGGAGCCUCCAGGGCUCGAGGUAUCGGCGACCGUCUCUGCCUCUCUUUCGCCGAUGGCAUCCUCACACUCGAGUCAAUCAUCAUCCUCCUGAAGCAAGCACCACCUCAAGAGGCCUUAUUAGCAUACCGCUUCAUGGCAGAGUUCCGCGACCUUAGCACUCACAUGUGGCAGUUUGGGGACGACGAUGACGGCAAGCCGAUGAAGCACAACCUAAAGGGGUUUGACUUCUUCAUGAACAUGCUUACUGUCGCUCUAAAGUACCGCAACGUCACGGUCGCGUCCGACGAAGUAAUUUGCCUGGCCACGCUGCUCAAUCUCCGCAUCAACAGCACAAGAGGGGUCGUGCCGCUGAUUGGUCAGGGAGAAACUCCCGAGGAGGGCAUGUGUGAAUUGUGGCGGAGGCUCCAGGCACUCGGAGGCAGUUUGCCAUCCGACCUCAUUUUCUCGUGCGUCCCGCGUGUCCAGGAACCGGGAUUUCGCUGGGCCCCCGGCACCCUUGUCCAGUACGCAAAGCACGGCAGUCUCUAUGUUUCUCAUUCCAGUGCGUAUCCGACUGAAAUCACCGACAAGGGUUUGCAUGUGAGGCUUCCCGGGGCGCGACUCACAAGUCUGAUUGCCGCUCCUGAUAUCAUUGGGAGGAUGUUACCCAAGGUAUCAAUGAAAGACGAAAAGUUCGAUAAGACGUCACAACCGGAGCAGGAGAAUACACCACCUUCGGUCUUCAUGAUAAAGCUACAAGCGGAUGACGACAGGUGGUUUGCUGUUAGAGUCCACGGGGACGAAGAUGACGCCCAACAAUCCGGGUCGGUUCAAGCAGAAUCACGCUCAAAUCUUGGUCAAAAGAGAAAUCUGCUGCAGCUCUUCAGGGGUGACUCUACAGCGCUGGUUUACCAAAAUGUUAACAUCACCGGGCCAGGUCUACUCGUUUCCAUUGUCACACCGCCUUCAGACCUGAGUGCUCUCGAGGUCCUGAGUCUGAACCCGGAGCCCUUACAGGCCAGAAGCGCGUUUCCGGUGAAGAUUGUACCACUGAGCGGCGGCGCCUGUGUCAUUGCCGAGGCAGCUAGCAGCUGUGUUGAGAAACUGAAUCAUGCUUUGGGGGCUAGAGCGAGACAGCAAGGAGGAGGGGAGGAUAUCGUUAGCACUGUCUGGGAGAAUGCCGGUCUCAUUGCUGAGCUGUUCUGGCAAACAGCCGAGAGACUUGUAGGAGAGUCCAGCGCCUUGAGGGAAGCUUUGUAUUUCGAGGUGUUGUCUGGGAAAGCUUUUGCCACUUUUGAGGCUGCAGUCGAGCUGUUCACGCAAUAUGUGCGCAAGGUGGCUUAUUUUGGCGGAGGUAUGAGGUGUGAGACCUAUCCGGAGGACCAAGACUGGUAUGUGGAUUGA
Messenger RNA from Colletotrichum orchidophilum, 3894 nucleotides. RefSeq names its product HET domain-containing protein. Lineage: Eukaryota; Fungi; Ascomycota; Sordariomycetes; Glomerellales; Glomerellaceae. The transcript has 2 exons. Gene Ontology annotation, molecular function: catalytic activity. The record is from RefSeq and is a predicted model, not a curated record. The coding region runs from base 1 to 3894 and encodes 1297 amino acids.